GCGCAUGUGCAGUACCAUUUUUUCCGUAGCAAGUAAGCUAGCAAACGUUGCGGGAACGGGCGGACAGCGGGGGUUUCAUUCACUGCUUUCUCGAAUUUUUCUCUCCUUAUCCCAUUUCCUCAUUACACAUUGCUCUAUAAUACAGCAGUGUUUGUGUUACUGUGGGAGAAAAGCGGAGAAAAGGGUGACCCGAAAGGGUUUUUGUGGAUUUAUCAGCGGUCUUAUCAUAAGAGGCACUCGGACGCACGCCGAUGGCGGUCACUAUCGAGGAGCUGUAUCGAAGCUACGGGGUCCUCGCUGAUGCUAAGGACAACGUUAGCCAGCACAAAGAUGCUUACCAGGUGAUCCUGGAUGGCGUGAAAAGUGGCGCUAAGGAGAAGCGCCUGGCAGCACAGUUUAUUCCCAAGUUCUUCAGCAGCUUCCCAGAACUGGCUGAUGCAGCCAUUCAUGCCCAGCUUGAUCUCUGUGAAGAUGAAGAUGUAUCGAUUCGACGACAGGCUAUCAAGGAACUCCCACGUUUUGCAACAGGCGAGAACACUCUUAGGGUGGCAGAUAUUCUCACCCAACUUCUCCAGACAGAUGACACGGCAGAGUUCAACCAAGUGAAUGCAGCACUCAUUUCCAUCUUCAAGAUAGAUGCCAAGGGUACUCUUGGAGGUCUCUUCUCCCAGAUCCUGCAGGGAGAGGACAUAGUGCGAGAAAGAGCCAUUAAGUUUCUGUCAGUCAAACUUAAGACGCUGCCGGAGGACGUCAUGACCAAGGAAGUGGAGGACUAUGUCUUCUCAGAGACAAAGAAGGUGCUGGAGGAUGUGACAGGGGAAGAGUUUGUGCUGCUGAUGCGUGUGGUGUCUGGCCUGCGGGUGCUGCAGACGGUGAAUGGGCGCCAGCAGCUGGUGGAACUGGUGGUGGAGCAAGCCUUCUUGGAGCAAGCCCUCAAUCCUGCAGACCCUGACACUGUGGACCGUCUCCUGCAGUGCACACGGCAGGCCCUGCCCCUCUUCUCUAAAAAUGUUCAUUCCACACGUUUUGUAACCUACUUCUGUGAACAUGUCCUGCCCAACCUCAGCACCCUCACCAGUCCUGCAGCUGAGCUGGACAUUCAGUUGGAGGUGCUGAAGCUACUGGCUGAGAUGAGUCCGUUCUGCGGAGACAUGGAGAAGCUGGAGGCUAACCUCAACAUGCUGUUCAACAAGCUGCUGGAGUUCAUGCCUCUUCCUCCAGAGGAAGGGGAGAAUGGGGAAAACACAGUGAGCGAAGAGCCCAAACUACAGUUCAGUUAUGUGGAGUGUCUCCUCUACAGCUUUCAUCAGCUGGGCAAGAAGCUGCCCGACUUCCUCCUUGACAAGGUGGAUGGUGAGCGCCUCAAAGACUUCAAGAUCAGGUUACAAUACUUUGCCAGAGGCCUGCAGGUAUACAUCAGACAACUACGAGUAGCACUACAAGGAAAGACAGGAGAUGCUCUGAAAACAGAUGAGAACAAGAUCAAAGUAGUGGCUCUUAAGAUCACCAACAACAUCAAUGUCCUCAUCAAGGAUCUUUUCCACAACCCUCCAUCAUAUAAGAGCACAGUUACACUGUCGUGGAAACCUGUCCAGAAGACGGAGGCAGUAGCACCCAAGCGCCCAUCAGGUGAGGAGAUGGGCACUGGUGCCAGCAUGAAGAAACAGAUCACUCCUCUGCCCCGGAGGGACGCACGACAAAUUUACAACCCCCCCAGUGGGAAAUACAGUGCCACCAUCGGCAAUUUUAACUAUGAGCAGCGUGGAGGCUUCAGGGGUGGACGGGGACGAGGUUUCGGAGCCAGAGGCAACAGGAGCCGAGGCCGAAUCUACUGAGAUGAAAUAAAAAAAGACAUACAUUCACUGAACUGCAGCACAUCAGGAUUUUUGCCGUAUCAAGGCGAACUACCCUUCGUCCACUUCUCCUGUUUUUAACCUGUCCACACAUCUUCUGUUUCUGUCAUUCAAACACAUUUCCAGGAUGUAGUCUUUGUCUUCAGGAUCUCCUUCAUGGAGAACAGGCUUGGACUUUUCUACCCACCGCUUCAACAUUUUCCCCCUUAUUCAACUCGGCCAAGGCGAUAGCUCAAGUAAACCCUCCUUUUUUCAUUUUUUAAAUAUUAUUGCGUGUAUUUUUGUGGAACAAAAGACUGCCAAGUUGUAACUGAUCAAUAUUUUUGUCUGAUUGUUGUAGGAAAAGAAAAAAAGAUGUUGUUUUUUGCAUUAUGUUGAUGAAUGCAUUCUUUCUACCUUUUUAUUUAAUCUUUAAGUUUUUUUAGAGCUUGAAUUCGAUUGGCUGACUAUUGCUACUUUGUAUGAGUCAGUGGUGUUUCAUUGGAUUUUUAUCAUAAACAUGUUUGGAAGUAUCACCUAUUGUCUUUUUUUUUGUUCAUGUAGCAGUUGAUAGUAGUUGAACUGCAUACCCCAUUCAGUUCAAUUCAGUUUUAUUUGUAUAGCGUCAAAUCAUAACAAAAGUUAUCUCAAGGCGGUUUAGAGUAACCCAAUUUUAUUUUCCCUUAUUGGCUUAUUUUCAUUGUACAAUAUGACUUAAAAUGAUUUCAGACUGCGUCACAAGCACAACUGAUGUUGUUUCAGUAGUUUUGCAUUAAAACAAGAUGAUGGAUAAAUUUU
Myripristis murdjan (pinecone soldierfish) is the source of this 2630-nucleotide messenger RNA. RefSeq names its product apoptosis inhibitor 5 (gene api5). Gene Ontology annotation, biological process: negative regulation of apoptotic process. Gene Ontology annotation, cellular component: nucleus. Gene Ontology annotation, molecular function: RNA binding. The record is from RefSeq and is a predicted model, not a curated record. NCBI's taxonomy places the organism in Eukaryota, Metazoa, Chordata, Actinopteri, Holocentriformes, Holocentridae. The transcript has 14 exons. The coding region runs from base 252 to 1835 and encodes 527 amino acids.